Molecule: messenger RNA, 417 nt
Organism: Polistes dominula (European paper wasp)
Lineage: Eukaryota; Metazoa; Arthropoda; Insecta; Hymenoptera; Vespidae
Source: RefSeq, a predicted model, not a curated record
CCUUUUGUAUAUAAAUAUCAAAACUUUAUUAAUCUCCCGUCUACCGUCUAAUUCCGACGCGCUGUUGUCGUGAAUGUGCUCAAAAUUACAAUUAUCACAACCGGGAUGUUGGCAUCGUUCGUAACAGAUGAUGAUGAUGAUGAUGAUGAUGAUGAUGAUGAUGAUUUAUACGAGUAUGAUGAUGGUGAUGGUGAUAGUGAUGGUUUGUUGAGCUAUUGUACAUACGUUCCUUCACUCAUCACCACUACUACACCAAGGUACAGUUUUAAACUUGCGGAUUGGUACCACAUAUGGCUACUUCAGUUAUUCCCAACACUUGCUACUUUGUUUGAAUACAAACAACUAUGGUUCAAAUGACAAGACCGAUGUCUGACUAAACGUUUAUCUAAAUUAAUUGAUAAGUAUUGAUCAUUCUUU